Molecule: messenger RNA, 2745 nt
Organism: Fragaria vesca subsp. vesca
Lineage: Eukaryota; Viridiplantae; Streptophyta; Magnoliopsida; Rosales; Rosaceae
Exons: 20
Coding region: 26-2350 (774 amino acids)
Source: RefSeq, a predicted model, not a curated record
UGUAGAAGAGGAGAAAUUAGUUGACAUGAGUACACUGUUGUCAAAUAGUAAGCUAGAAUUGAAGAUGUCGAAAAAGGUUGUGCUAGACAGGAAGCCUACUACUGUCAAGGAGCUGUUUGAUACAGGCUUGGUUGAUGGGAUAACAGUGAUUUACAUGGGUAGCAAGAAGGCAUUUGGUCUGCGGGGCACAAUAAGAGAUGGAGGGAUUUUGUGUUAUUGCGUAUCUUGCAAUGGCUGCAGAGUCAUUCCACCAUCUCAAUUCGAGAUUCAUGCUUGUAAAACGUACAGACGAGCAGCACAAUAUAUUUGCCUUGCGAAUGGAAGGAGUCUUCUUGAUCUUUUGAAGGUGUGCAGAAAUGCUUCUCUGCAUGCAUUGGAGGCAACAAUUCAGAAGUUCAUCAAUUCUUCACCAAUAGACAAAUAUUUCACUUGUCAAAAAUGCAGUGUGUCUUUUCCUCCAUAUUGUGCCGUGGAAGAUGGAUCUCUUUGCUAUUCGUGCAUGGAGUCAGACAAUCCUGGAUGGAGCCCAUCGAAGGAAGCUAGUAAAAGUCUCAGAGCUUUGUUGCCUGCUUCCCCAAAAACUGCUACAUCAAAGUCUGCAAAAAAUGGAAUCUCAAAGACUCCGAAAAGUACCAUAUUAAGACCGCCGAGGAGUGCGAUCUCAAAAUCCCCCAAAAGUGGACUUUUAAAGUCCCCAAAGAGGGCAAUUUCAAAGCUGACACAUAGUGCAAUUGCCAAGUCUCCCAAGAGUGCUUCACUUUGGAAGACAACAAAGUUAUCAACACCUGUUUCGAUUUCAAGUCCAUCAAAAAGUGCUUCUCCAAUGCGCUCAGAAUAUAAGAGUGGAUGGAAGAUAACAUCAAAGUCGUCAAAAUCUGUUCUGAUCUCAAGGUCCCCAAGUGCUGCUUCAUUGUAUUUUUCGUCACAAAAGAAAAGUCAGUGGAGGAUUACAACUAAAGAUCAGCGCCUGCAUAAGUUGGUAUUUGAGGAAGGUGGAUUGCCUGAUGGAAGCGAAGUGGCUUAUUAUGCCCGUGGACAGAAAUUGCUAGUUGGUUAUAAAAAGGGUUUUGGAAUAUUUUGCCGUUGCUGCAACACUGAGGUCAGCCCAUCGCAGUUUGAAGCUCAUGCGGGUUGGGCUACACGUAGAAAACCCUAUGCAUACAUAUAUACCUCCAAUGGCGUGUCUCUCCAUGAAUUAGCCAUAUCUUUGUCGAGGGGGCGCAAGUAUUCAGCUAAAGAUAAUGAUGACUUGUGCAUCAUUUGUGCAGAUGGUGGGAAUCUUGUUCUUUGUGAUGGAUGCCCUCGGGCCUUCCACAGAGAUUGUGCAUCUCUAUCAGGUGUCCCUCGUGGUGACUGGUACUGUAAGUUUUGCCAGAAUAUGUUUCAAAGGGAGAAGUUUGUGGAACAUAAUGAAAAUGCUGUCGCUGCCGGAAGGGUUGAAGGAAUUGAUCCUAUUGAACAGAUAACACAAAGAUGCAUCCGUAUUGUCAAAGACAUCGAAGCUGAACUUACUGGAUGUGUAUUAUGUAGGGGGUAUGAUUUUAGCAAAUCAGGAUUUGGUCCACGUACUAUUAUUCUUUGUGAUCAGUGUGAGAAGGAAUAUCAUGUUGGCUGUUUGAAGAAACAUAAAAUGGCAAACUUGAAGGAAUUGCCAAAGGGGAAAUGGUUUUGUUGCACAGAUUGCAGUAAAAUUCAAUCUAUUUUGCAAAAGUGUCUAUCAAGGGGAGCUGAAGAGCUCCCAGAAUCUCAUUUGGAUAUUAUGAAGAAAAAGCAUGAGGGAAACGGUUUGGAGACGGUCAAUGGUUUUGAUGUCAGAUGGAGACUUAUCAGUGGAAAAAUGGCUUCUCAGGAAUCUCGGUUAUUGCUUUCAAAGGCUGUUGCUAUCUUCCAUGAUUGCUUUGAUCCAAUAAUUGAUGCCGAAUCAGGGCGUGAUCUCAUUCCUGCCAUGGUUUAUGGAAGGAAUGUUAGGAGUCAAGAAUAUGGGGGGAUGUACUGUGCAAUUCUAAUGGUCAACUCAACUGUCGUAUCAGCUGCAAUUAUUCGUGUUUUUGGUCAAGAAGUUGCUGAGCUUCCUUUAGUCGCAACAAGUAGUGGUAAUCAUGGCAAGGGCUACUUCCAAUCAUUGUUUUCCUGCAUUGAGAAGCUGCUAGCCUUCUUGAGUGUGAAGAACCUUGUGCUGCCAGCUGCCCCAGAAGCAGAAUCCAUAUGGACGGAAAAAUUUGGUUUUACAAAGAUAGAUCCAGACCAGCUUAUCAACUACAGACGGACUUGCUACCAAAUGAUUACCUUCAAAGGAACAUCAAUGCUGCAUAAAAAGGUUCCUGAAUGUCGACUUGUAAAUACAGCAUGAUAGAUUUUUGCUUAUGCUCUAUGUUCGCUGAUGUUAAUUAUUUGCCAGCUCUCUGCUUCCAGUUCAUGGUUGUAAAAUUUUAUGAAUUGGAAUUGUCAAGCCUCUGCUGUUCUUCCUUCGAGCUGUGUCUCUGUUGUUCAUAUCAACAUAUUCAUUGACCUUCGGCUUAUUUUUUAAUCUAUUUAUUCUUUAGCUUCAGAAAGGCCUAAGGGGCUUACAUAUUGUUCCAUGCAUCCAAGGGUUCAAAAUUUCAAGUGACCUACUAGCUAGCAGGUAUUGGAUAAUACUUGUGGUGGUAUUAAGUUUCAUGGUAAUGGAUUACUAAAUUGGUGCUGGAUGAGUGGACAGAAUUUAUUAUAUAUGUUAGUUGUGAAUAAAUUAGUGAUGAAAUAAGA